Messenger RNA from Trichechus manatus latirostris (Florida manatee), 1796 nucleotides. RefSeq names its product RAD21 cohesin complex component like 1 (gene RAD21L1). Gene Ontology annotation, cellular component: meiotic cohesin complex. Gene Ontology annotation, molecular function: protein binding; chromatin binding. Gene Ontology annotation, biological process: replication-born double-strand break repair via sister chromatid exchange; sister chromatid cohesion. The transcript is spliced from 14 exons. NCBI's taxonomy places the organism in Eukaryota, Metazoa, Chordata, Mammalia, Sirenia, Trichechidae. The record is from RefSeq and is a predicted model, not a curated record. Bases 84 to 1751 code for a protein of 555 amino acids.
ACACGGCGCUAAAAGUAGGGCGCAGCUUGACGCCGGGCGGUACCGAGGGCUUUCGUAAAAUACAACUAAGGAAUACAGGCAACAUGUUCUACACACAUGUGCUUAUGAGUAAGCGAGGGCCAUUGGCCAAAAUAUGGCUUGCAGCUCACUGGGAGAAGAAACUCACAAAGGCCCAUGUAUUUGAAUGUAACCUAGAGAGAACCAUUGAAAAAAUUCUUUCACCUAAGGUGAAAAUUGCACUUCGAACUUCAGGACACCUUCUUCUGGGAGUUGUUCGAAUCUAUAACAGGAAGGCAAAAUAUCUUUUGGCAGAUUGCAGCGAAGCAUUUCUUAAAAUGAAGAUGACAUUUCGCCCAGGACUAGUUGACCUUCCAAAAGAGAAUUUUGAAGCAGCUUACAGUGCUAUCACAUUGCCAGAAGAAUUUCAUGAUUUUGACACCCAGAAUGUGAAUGCUGUUGAUGUUUCAGAGCAUUUUACUCAGAACCAAAGUAAACCAGAAGAAAUCACACUUAGAGAAGAGUAUGGCAAUGAUCUACUUUUCCAAGCUGGCAGCUUUGGGGAGGAAUCUGAAGUUCUCAGAAGACAUAGCUUCUUUGACGACAAUGUAUUACUGAAUUCCAGUGGUCUUUUAGUUGAACAUAGUUCUGGAAGCCUCAAUGGAGAAAAAUCUCUGUUCUAUGACAGUGGAGAUGGAUUUGGAGAUGAAGGGGCUGCAGGAGAAAUGAUUGACAAUUUAUUGCAAGAGGAUCGAAAUAUCCUGUUAGAAGACAUGCCUUCAGACAAAGAAAUUUUCCUGCCUCCUGAGCCUCCCGAUAAUACAGUGGAACUGGAUAAUUCAGAGUGUAUAUGUCUACCUGAUAAUGAAAAAAUGUAUAAAACCACAUUAUUACCAAAUGAAGAAGAAGGAUUUACCCUUGACCCAAUUCAUGUCUCAGACAUUGCUGAAAAAAGGAAAGGCAAAAGGAGGAAAUUGCUUAUAGACCCAGUCAAGGAGAUCAGUAGUAAAACUAUGCAUAAACAGCUUACUUCUUUUACCGACACACUCAUGGUUUUGGAACUUGCACCUCCUACCCAAAGACUGAUGAUGUGGAAGAAGAGAGGAGGAGUAGAUACACUUUUGUCAACUGCUACUCAGGAUUUGAUUCAUGCUAAACUAAAAAGGUUGUUUACAAAAUGCUUUCUGUCCUCUGGCUUUAAACUUGGAAGAAAAUUGAUACAGAAGGAGGCAGUAAGGGAAGAAGUGGGAGGCCAAAACAUAGUAGAGACCUCCGUGAUGGAAGAGCCGAAUUCCCAGCAAGAGUUAAGUCAAACAAAAACUUGGAAGGAUGUGAUUGAUGGAUCUAAGUGUAGCUCUCAAGAAGAUACCAAUAAAAAUACUAACUCUGAGCAGGAUAUUGUUGAAAUGGUUUCUUCUGCUGCUGAGGAAUCCUCUUUAAAGAAUGCCUUCUUGACGCAAGAAAUUGAAAAUUGUCCGGUUGAAAUGGAAUCAUUGAGGAAUGAACAAAAUAUUGAGGCAGAGAGAUGGAAUCGAAGAAUUCUUCAGCUGUUAAAUAGCUUACGGGAAUCCAAUAAGAUGGGAAUGCAGUCCUUUAGUCUGAUGAAGCUCUGCAGAAAUAGUGACCGAAAACGAACAGCUGCCAAAUUUUAUAGCUUUCUUGUCCUAAAAAAACAGCGGGCUAUUGAGCUGAGCCAGGAUGCUCCAUAUUCAGAUAUUAUAGCCACGGUGGGACCAAUGUUCCAUAAAAUGUGAAGGAAAUGCAGAACAUUCAGGGUUAUGUCAUCACUGGAAUUUCUG